Messenger RNA from Colossoma macropomum (tambaqui), 2751 nucleotides. Its product is annotated as Schwann cell myelin protein-like. The record is from RefSeq and is a predicted model, not a curated record. The transcript has 13 exons. The coding region runs from base 9 to 2372 and encodes 787 amino acids. Lineage: Eukaryota; Metazoa; Chordata; Actinopteri; Characiformes; Serrasalmidae.
CUGGAUCGAUGGUAGCUGCUGUAGUGGCUGUGGUGUGCAUCAUCCUAGGAAUUGCUGUGGCAGCUAUCUGCUUAAAAAAGAGGCCUCGCCCAGUAAUGGACAGAUACAAGCUCUUCCUAACUGUUUCAGUGCUGAGCUGUCUGAGUCAUGGCUGGGAGGUUCAGGUGCCACAAUCAGUUAAAGCUGUUAAGGGCAGCUGUGUGAUGAUAUCGUGCCACACCAGCUCACACAGUCACGUGAAUUGGUACAAGUAUAAAGGUGUAGGGUACCCUGUAGUGUAUUCUAGAAACACUGCAGAUAUAAUAGCUGAGUUUAGAGGAAGAACAUCAGUGCCUGGAAGUCCCAGUCAGGGAGACUGCAGCUUAAAGAUCAACAAUGUCCGCCAGGAAGAUAACGGAAUAAGCCUGUAUCCAUGGAUCUAUCCAGAGACAUCUAGCAACCAAUAUAAAUACAUCCUAAUAAAUGUUGUGAACCCUGAGAUUAGCAUUUCCGUAGAGAACUCACGAACGGAAGGAAAUGUAUUCUCUGCCACCUGCACAGUCCGACAUUCCUGUCCUUCGUCCCCUCCACCAGUGGAGUGGAUGGGUUUGUCUUACGUUUCUAACAAGGUGAUCAGCAACACACCCUCAGGAGGACUGUGGACUUCAGUGACCCAAGCACAGUUCAAAGCAACCUAUCUAGACAACAGGAGGACGCUCAGCUGCAAGAGUACAUUCAACGGCAAUUCUAUAUAUAGUACAACUGUUACACUCAGCAUCUUCUACGCCCCCAAAGAUGUGAAAAUAGAUGGAGCUGAUAGAAGUGUGGUUGAGGGUGGUACGAUCUCACUCACAUGUACUAGUAGAAGCAACCCUGAACCAACUGACUACGAGUGGCUUAUCACCCAAAAGGGUUCCCCCACGACCAAAACAGCACCAAAAACGUUUUCCCUUGGAGAUGUGAAACGAGACACAUCAGUCUCCUGCACUGCCAAGAACUCAGCUGGAAGAGGUCAAUCAGUGUCAGUACUGCUGAAUGUCCAUUACGCCCCUGAAGAUGUGAAAAUAGAUGGCGCAGAUAGAAGUGUGGUUGAGGAUGGUACGAUCUCACUUACGUGUACUAGUAAGAGCAAUCCUGCACCAAAUGAGUACAAAUGGCUUGUUACCCAAAAGGGUUCCACCACGACCAAAACAGCACCAAAAUCGUUUUCCCUUGGAUCUGUCAAACGAGACACGUCAGUCGCCUGCAUUGCCCAGAACUCCGUUGGAAGUCGUCAAUCAAAUCCAGUGCUGCUGAAAGUCCAUUACGCCCCUGAAGAUGUUAAAAUAGAUGGAGCAGAUAGAAGUGUGGUUGAGGGUGGUACGAUCUCACUGACGUGUACUAGUAAGAGCAAUCCUGAACCAACUGACUACGAGUGGCUUGUUACCCAAAAGGGUUCACCCACGACCCACAGAGCACCAAAAACGUUUUCCCUUGAAGCUGUCAAACGAGACACGUCAGUCUCCUGCACUGCCCGUAACUCUGUUGGAAGAGGCCAAUCAGCGCAAGUACUGCUGAAUGUCCACUACGCUCCCACAGAAGUGAAAGUAGAUGGAGGUGAUGUAAGUGUGGUUGAGGGUGGUACGGUCUCGCUCACAUGUACUAGUAAGAGCAAUCCUGCAUUAACUGACUAUGAGUGGCUUGUCACUCAAAAGAGUUCCACAACGACCCACAGAGCACCGAAAACGUUUUCCCUUGGAUCUGUCAAACGAGACACGUCAGUCUCCUGCGUUGCCCAGAACUCUAUUGGAAGAGGUCAAUCAGCGCCAGUACUGCUGAAUGUCCACUUUCCUCCCACCAUCCUGAUGGACUCAACAUGCUUUAGGUCAGCUGGAGGUGUCCAGUGUGUGUGUCGAGCGGAAGCAGAGCCCAAAGCUAACAUCUUCUGGACAGUUAAUGGGAGCAGCGCUCUCUUUCCACACUUCAACACAACGUCUAAAUAUGCUGGAAGAAUAGCAGUGUCGGAGCUUACAGGACCACUAGCCAGCAACGUGUCCUGUAAUGCGUCCAACAUCGUGGGGACAGACUCUUAUCAGAUGCCAAUGCAGCAGUCACUGUUAGAAGGAAACUCUGUACUAAUACUAGCUGCAGUAGUGGCUCUGGUGUGCAUCAUCCUAGGAAUUGCUGUGGUGGCUAUCUGCUUAAAAAAGAGACACCAGCUUCCAGCUGACUCCACCUUCAGGUCAUGUACAGAGUCCAGUGGAAAGAGUAUCGACCAGUUUAGGACUAAUGACUUGAAUCUUAAUGACAAUAUCUAUGUGAACAAUGAAGCUGAAGAGGAUAUCUAUGCUAACACCAUGGACACUCCACAGUCAAACAAGGAUGACGGGUACGACAUCUACCAGAACUACUGAGACCUUCCUGACAUCGAGAGAUCUGCUCCUCAAAGCUGAACUUCAGUAGCCUACAGCCUGCAAUGUUCUGCCUUUACUGGUGAAGAAUUUAAGUUUGAGUAUUCAUUUAACUCAGUAGACCCUCAAAUAUAACUCACAUAAGAAGGCUUAAAGAAGACUUUGUUGUCAUUAUGUGUGGGCUGUAGCCUUAAGGCCCAUAACUAUGUGGGUCACUUGUUCUAAGUUCUAAGUUCUAAGUGUUGUUGUUUUGCAUGAGUUUUGUAUGCAGCAAAUUAAGCACUUUCUUUGCUUUAAAAAUGAGUGCAAUAAUGCUUCAUAAGGCCUCAAUUUUGAAGGCAUUUUAACCCCAUAUUUACUCAAAACAGACUAAUUCACACAC